AUGGAUCGCGUGUUUGCUCCGUCAGAGUCGCCCUCAGCAGACGUACAGAAGCUGCAACAGAAGGAGUGUACUUCAUCUCUAGCUUCUCUACCCGCUAAGGCUCCGAAAUCCGACUUCAACGUCUGGUCGUUUCUGAAACAGUGCAUAGGAAAGGACCUCACCCGGAUCUCCAUGCCCGUUGCACUGAACGAGCCAAUUAGUUUCCUGCAACGCGUUGCUGAGUACAUGGAGUAUUCGGAAUUGUUGUUGGAAGCGUCCUCUCAACCGGAUCCUGUUCGGCGGAUGGAGUCCGUUUGCGCGUUUGCUGUUUCUGCAACCUCCUCAAACUUCAACCGAAUCGGCAAGCCGUUCAAUCCCUUGUUGGGUGAAACGUAUGAGCUGCAUCAAAAUGAUUUCCUUUUCAUCGCGGAACAGGUCUCCCAUCACCCUCCAGUGACUGCCUUUCACGUUGAAUCGGAGCACUUUCGUAUGUGGUCCACGGUUCAGUUCAAACUUGUCUUCUGGGGAAAGUCAAUUGAAGUACAUUCAAAGGGUCCCAUCAUUCUGGAAUUGUACCGACACAAUGAAGUUUAUACUUGGCAAUAUCCCAGUCUGAUCGUUCAUAAUCUGCUUAUGGGGAAAAUGUGGGUUGAACACGUCGGUCCGAUGGAAGUUACUAACCGGACAACUGGUGCAAAGUGUCAUUUGGAGUUUCAUCCCUCUGGUUGGUCCGAUUCGGCGACAAACCAAGUGACAGGUCAUUUAUCGUUGCCCAACUCAAGUGCCAAGCAAAGCGCUACUCGCCAGUUCUUUGGAAAUUGGACUCGAGGCUUGUUCUCGGUGGACCCACCCGUGUGGGAAAAACGUGGUUCCGCCAUGCGCUCAUCGAGUCAAGGGGGUCAGGAAGUUACCUCUAUCACAGGACAAUCAGUUGAACCCAGUACGAAUGGCAAAUCUUCUAAUUCGGAAUUUGGUUUCGAAAUCCCGUUACCUAACCAGCGUUGUUUGUGGACUGCCCGGCCGAGACCGCUAGACUCCAGCGACUACUACAACUUCACUUUGUACGCAAUGCGUCUAAAUGAACUCAGCGAUCAGUUGGCCUCUAGCCAGGCUGAUCCAACCACUUCGAUCAAUAGAGUAACCGACGUUUCUCGAUCGUUCCUUCCACCUACGGACAGUCGAUUCCGUCCGGAUAUACGAGCUCUUGAACGGGCAAAUUUGGACCUUGCGGAAACGGAGAAACACCGUCUGGAAGAAAAACAGCGCCACUCGAGCAAAGCGAUGAUGGCUUCUAGCGGCCGACAAGGGAGUCAUAGUUUUCCUCUGCUCUCACUCAUCGCCCUUUCUGAUUCCGACCGUAGUUCAUCCAGUGGCGGUAACCGAUUGAAUGAUUCCAGCCGUCAUCGGCGCGUUUCCGGCUCCGGUCCAUUGUGGUUUCAGCAACAAGAGAACAAAGUCACCAAACAGACAGACUGGUGCUUUACCGGCGAGUAUUGGUCACGCGAUUGGAGUCGCUGCCCCGAUUUGUAUUAGGGCUUCUCUUCGACCCUUUCUUUUUCCCCACUGAUUGAACCGCGGAAUCACAUACUUUGCUUCCGAGUGUCUUUCAAAUCGCGUUCUUUAUAUGUUGCAUUUCCCUAUUCAUACAAUCUGGUGCACAUACCCGAUCUCAGACUGUCACGCACCUAUUUUGAUUGACUUGAUUUUGUGGCUAAUUUAUUUACCAUUCUCUUUGCCUUUUCUUCAAUGCAUGAAAAUAUAUUUGCUCAGUUUUCACCUAGUUUCCUAGCCCAUUCUUUGCUUUUUCAUUACUUUUCUCAUGCAAUUUUGUAUGACAUUUCCCAUGUGCGGUUCAUGCUCAGGAACGUGGGAUUUGACGUUUGAUAACGCUCGACUCGUUUCACCGUCGCGGUGGUACUCACGGUGAUGAAAACCAUCGCAUUAUUUUGGCUUAUUUCAUGUUAGCAAAACUACUCACCGCAUGAACUCUGACGUUCGUUUAUCCUUCGGCUGCUCCUGCAUUUUUUUCUACCCAUGGCGGUGCAGUGCGCACCUUGUGCAUUUGCUUAUUGUCACCACCUACGCUAUGAUGCUUCGAAAAACGUUGGAUUAUCCAGGUAUUGAGCUGAAUGUGUCAUUACCUGAUACAUAUCACAAGCGCCAAUGCCUAUAAAUCCGUUAUUUUACAUUUGCGUUAUUGAGUCAGUGACUCAGUAAUGAGGUACUAUGCAAAGAUAUGAUGUGUCGUGUC
Messenger RNA from Dicrocoelium dendriticum, 2230 nucleotides. The record is from the annotation of a GenBank genome assembly. NCBI's taxonomy places the organism in Eukaryota, Metazoa, Platyhelminthes, Trematoda, Plagiorchiida, Dicrocoeliidae.